AUGUUCCGAAUCUUCAACUACGCCCAUACCCAUCCCUCAACCUUACCACCAUCUCAUCACCGCACCCCCAGCCCAAUCCCCUCCGUCCGCGUCGAAAUCCCACCUUCAGAGCUCCUCCCAGGCCUAACCCACAACGACCUCCCCCUCCUGGGCCCACGACCCAGUUCCUCGAUGCUAGAAUACCACCAACUACCCAUCCUCCGACACCUUGAAUGGCGCACCGACGAGACCACCAACGAGCCACUCCGUCGACCACUGAAAGACGUUGUGUCUCUGACAGCGGCAUUCGCACAGACACGCGGAUGCGAGCCACCAGAGCCUGGUAGUGACGUGGAAUACUACAUCAGUCGUGAUGAAGAGCGGGAUUUGGGUCCAAUGAUUAUUAAAUCUGAGAGGAAUGAUGUGCUCACAUACUCGCCCGGUACUUCUCGUCUUGAUGGAAGUAUUCUUCCCUUUCCGUUGGGUCCGGAGACGAUUGAUGAUCUGCCGUUUUUGAGACGCGCUGUUACGGAGAUGGAGAUGCAUCUGGGGACGUUGAGGAGGAGGGUGAGGCAGUUGGAGGAUAGGGAGAGGAUGAGGGAUAGUAGUAUUAAUCCGUGGGAGUUGGUGUGA
Messenger RNA from Aspergillus eucalypticola CBS 122712, 612 nucleotides. RefSeq lists its product as uncharacterized. NCBI's taxonomy places the organism in Eukaryota, Fungi, Ascomycota, Eurotiomycetes, Eurotiales, Aspergillaceae. The coding region runs from base 1 to 612 and encodes 203 amino acids. The transcript has 3 exons. The record is from RefSeq and is a predicted model, not a curated record.